Molecule: messenger RNA, 2621 nt
Organism: Mizuhopecten yessoensis (Yesso scallop)
Lineage: Eukaryota; Metazoa; Mollusca; Bivalvia; Pectinida; Pectinidae
Product: sodium-coupled monocarboxylate transporter 1-like
Exons: 15
Coding region: 15-2036 (673 amino acids)
Biological process (GO): transmembrane transport; sodium ion transport
Cellular component (GO): membrane
Molecular function (GO): symporter activity
Source: RefSeq, a predicted model, not a curated record
GACACGAGAUCGCUAUGGCACGGAACUUCGAUGUUUACGAUUGGAUCGUUUUCGUUGUGAUACUUCUGGUGUCUGUUGGAAUUGGUAUUUACCAUGCCCUGGCAGGCGGUAGACAGAGAACUACCGGAGAGUUCCUGAUGGGAAACAGGAAAAUGAGUCUGAUACCGACGGCCCUGUCCAUCCUUGUCUCGUUCCAGUCCGCCAUAUUGAUUUUAGGUGCCCCGGCUGAGAUGUACACCAAGGGGACCCAGUACUACUUGUAUACAUUUGGACAGAUGCUUGCGGUGUUGCUGGCAUCUGUUGUUUACGUUCCGCUGUUCUAUCCACUAAGGUUGACCAGUAUGUACGAGUACCUUGAACUCCGGUUUAACUCUCGAGCUGCGAAACUGACAGGAACUAUCAUCAACAUCAUCUCCACAUUAAUAUAUUCAGGACUUGCAUCAUUCGCACCUUCAACGGCCCUUCAAGCGAUGACUGGUUUCCCGGAGUGGGCGUCCUUCAUCAUCCUCGGUGUUGUGUGUACCCUGUACACUUUCCUGGGGGGACUCAAGGCUGUGAUAUGGGUGGACGCGUUCCAGUUUCUGAUCAUGAUGACCGGGAUACUAGCAAUCCUUAUCAAGGGGGUGCUGGAGGUUGGAGGGUUCGGUGAGGUGUGGAGACUGAAUAAGGAAUGGGACAGAGUUAACUUUUGGAAUUUUGACCCUGAUCCUACAGUUCGUCAUACCUUCUGGGGCCUCAUUGUGGGGUCGACGUUGAAUUGGGUAGGGUCGUACGGAGCAAGCCAGUCCAGCAUUCAACGCUACAGUGCUCUCAGAAGUCUUAAAGAGGCCAAAAUAGCCAUUCUUGUGAAUUGUUUUGGCGUGUUUAUUCUGUUGACGGGGGCGUGUCUGAUGGGUGUUUCUGCGUUCGCAUACUAUGCCCAGUUGGGAUGUGACCCAUUGACCAGUGGCAUGAUAAAGAACAAGAACCAACUCAUUCCCCACUUCGUCCUGGACAUUCUCAACAUACCAGGACUUCCCGGACUAUUUGUAGCCUCUUUGUUCAGUGGUUCCCUGAGUUCCUUGUCGUCCAAUCUGAGUUCACUAAGUGCAAUCACGUGGGAGGAUAUUCUCAAACCUCACUUUAAUCUUCGGUCAGAGAGAACGAAGGCGUGGAUUACACGCAGUAUUGUUUUUAUUUACGGAGCCGUAGGAAUUGGAGUCACUUUUAUAGUCAAAAAUCUUAAAGGAACAGUGUUACAGGCGUCGCUGAGUUUCAUGGGAGCAGCCUCUGGGUCCCUGAAUGGAAUUGUGAUCUUGGGUGCCUUUUUCCCUUGCUGUAACUGGAUUGGUGCUGUUGCUGGAAGUCUAGUUUCCUAUGCCGUUAUGUUAUGGAUCAACAUCGGGAAAUAUACUGUUAUUGGAUCCUCGGAAACACUCGAGUUUCCGACAUCAAAUUGUUCAUCUGAUACAGACAUUUCAUUGCUGAACUUAACAUCGUUAUAUUCCCUGCCAACACAUUCUCCUGGUACUAUACUUGACUAUUCAACCAUGGCAGAGAUACAACUAGCCUACAUGAAUUCAACAGCUGUAUCAGAAAUGAUAACCGAGAGUCCAUCCAUGGCAACGUCAGUUAACGCCCUAACCAAGCUAUACUCGCUGUCUUACCUGUGGUUUUCCACCUUUGGAACCCUCGUCUGUGUAAUCGUCGGACUCAUUGUCAGCUUGAUUACAGGGCCUACAAAAAGACAUGAGGUCCCACCAAAGUACCUGAUACCAGUCUUUGACAUUUUCUGUUGUUGUCUACCACAGAAAAUCAGAACAUUUCUUCAUUGUAACAUAGAUCACACACGUAUUCAUGAAAAUGAACAAAUCCACGAAGAACAGAUAAAUACGUCUGUAACUGACCCAAACGUUUAUCUAUCACGCGGCAGCAAAGAGGAUCAACCUACAGUACCGAUAGACAAAACAGGUGUCAAUCAUACUUUUCAAAAUGAUACUGGAGCCUAUCAACGAUACAAGAGUCCUGAUGACAUUGAUGAGGAUACGAAAAUGUGAUCAAAACCAACAUGGCCGUUCGACAUUUACUGCAGUACCUAUGUUACUUCUAUGCUGUCUGCAAUGAAGAAAUACAGAAUUUUUAAUUUCCAACCUGACUAUUGAGAGAAAGAAGCUUUUAACACGGGACUGAAAACGGUUAACAUACGUUUUUGUGGGCGAAUAUGUCAGUUCCGAGACACAACAGUUACAGUUUAAAAGUUUUUUUCCAGAGUUCUGCAUUCUUUAUUCCACUCGAAUAUGAUAUGAGAAAGUGACUCUAUUUCUUCAUAAAACGAUGUACAUUAUUUGUAAAGACCUGUCGCUCUAGUGUGUUUGCUUGUUUUGUUACAUAUUUUCCUGCGAAAGAACAUUUUACUUUUAUAGAUAUUAAGCUUUUUUUUGUAAUCAGACCAUGUUCCCAUAUAUGUUGUCAAGUUACAUUGCAACUCUAUUCCUCUCUCUUUUGAAAAGGUUUUCAAGAUUAACCGAAUUAUCCCAUGUAUAAACAUCUGGUUAUGUGUUUUGUGAUUGAUUAUAAGUAUUUUAUACUGUAUAUUAUGUUACUGUAGAAAAUUAGUUAUUGUACGAUGCAUCCCAAAGGGC